Molecule: messenger RNA, 5104 nt
Organism: Melanotaenia boesemani (Boeseman's rainbowfish)
Lineage: Eukaryota; Metazoa; Chordata; Actinopteri; Atheriniformes; Melanotaeniidae
Gene: map3k3
Product: mitogen-activated protein kinase kinase kinase 3
Exons: 17
Coding region: 1447-3300 (617 amino acids)
Biological process (GO): protein phosphorylation
Molecular function (GO): protein binding; ATP binding; protein kinase activity
Source: RefSeq, a predicted model, not a curated record
CCAAGUAACAGCGCGUCCCCGAGGCUGCACGGCGCUAAUUUAGAUAGUUAGCAAUCAGAAAUUCCCCGGAGAGAAAAGUCAAUGUUAUUACAUACGUAUGGACGUAGGAAAGUCAAGCAUUUGGAAAACAAUGGAUACCACCUCGGGGAACAAUUUUCAUAACUUGUUGGGAGCGUAAAGGCGGAUUUCGGUGACGAUAUUUGGUCUGUCAGGAAGUUUGACGUAUUCGGAUGAAGAUUAUUUCUUGCGUUGUUUUGGUUGUGAAAAGUUCUUGACUGUUCUUGACUACUGUUGCUUCCAGGAGCUGUAUCGCAGACCAACGACUGUUUUUACAAUAUAUUUUUCAAUUUUAGUUUGGCUUUCACGUGAAAACUCUAGGAUACGCAACUUUGGAGUUUGCAGCUUUGAAAAAUCUAAACACCGAUGGACUUUAAUAAACUUGACUUUGUCGUAAAAACCGACCAAAUAACAGAUAGCGUUUAGGUAUAUAAUUAAUGCGUAAUAGUACUGUUUUCUCUGCCAUUGGUCGCUUAGUGUGUUUUGUUUCAGCCGCAAUCGUCCACGACGCUGUGUUCUGGAUUAAAUUAAUCUGUACAUUUUCUUUAGACCAGGCCUUAAGGCUCUCUUUACAUGAUUAAGUUUAUAUCAUUGUCAGUAUUGCAGAACGAUGCAUUUGUAAUAAGUGCAGCUAUAACAAAAAACAAAUCUCCAGCCUAGAAUAUUUAGACCCAAACCUGGCAACACAGACGAGAAAAUCUGCAAAGUUAGCAGGAAGAGAGGCCAUCGAAAUCACGGAAAUCAUAGUCGUUCCCACUGGCGAACUGUACACACAAAUGGAUUUCAUACAGGCCAUACGAUUACUGUUGCACCUUGUGUAGUAGUGUCUGCUCUUAUUUAACACGUCUCUCUGCCUGGAAAGCCUGAAAACACAGACAUCCAGGGAGACUUCUGAACAUGUUUUGGAAAUCUUUGUUUUCCAAAGAUCCGAGACUGCAGUGGCGUAGAAGUUUGACUCUGGGCCACAGCUGGACCAGUUAGAUGUAGGCUUUCCAAAGGGACAUUUUCUCUUCGGAUCUCACGGCUCACAACUCGUUUUAUCACCUGGAAAAGCCGUUAGAGUUUUUGCUCUUAACUUUCUGUCAAAAAAGAAGACAAACCCCGGUUCCUAGGGGGGUGUGGUGGGGGGGUCAGCCCCGCCAUGGCGAACUGUCACUCAUACCUGCCCUCCGGUGUGUCGGUCUGAACCAGGACACCGAUGGACGUGAACAACAGCUGGACCUACACUGCAGCCGCGAGACAUCGGUGACCAGAGCUGGCUAUGUGCAGAAGUUCGGCCUCGUCCACACCUGAGAGGACAGGUGAGGUGUCUGGCUGUCAGUAGUUUGCUUCAGCAGAAACAAGAGUCUGAAGACUGGUUUGUGGACUUCGUACACAAACAUCGCCACAAUGAAUGAGAGGCAGGCUCUCCACUCUAUAAUGAAGGACUUAGUUGCCCUCCAGAUGACACGGCGCCAGCCUUUGUUGUCUUAUGACAACAGCAAACCAAAGACACCAGCAACAGUAAACAGACAGGACGAUGUCAGGAUAAAGUUUGAGUUCUCGGGAGAAAGGAGGAUCUUGAUGUUUGGAAAACCUGUGCAGUUUGAGGAAAUUCAGCAAAAAGUCAAGAGUGUCUUUGGCCAGCAACUGGACCUGCAUUAUAUGAACAAUGAGAUGUCCAUCCCCCUGCAGGGUCAGGAUGACCUGGACAAGGCAAUUGACUUGUUGGACCGAAGCUCCAACAUGAAAAGCAUCAGGAUAUUGCUUCUCACUCAGGACCAGAGCAAUGCUUCAUCCCCUUCUCAUCAUGCACCAUGUAAGCAGGUGAGGAUCAAGUCCUCCCAGUCCACUGGAGACGUUAGUACAGUGUACCAGUCCUCCGAGCCAAGGGGCCGCCACCUAUCCACUGGUUCUCAGAACACAGGGAGAAGUUCACCGCCUCCUGGUUAUGUGCCUGAGCGCCAGCAAAGGAUUGCCCGCCAAGGUUCAUACACCAGCAUAAACAGUGAGGGGGAGUUCAUUCCUGAGACCAGUGAUCAAUGCGUGCUGGAUCCCUGGAGCAGUGCAGAAAAUUCAGUUUCUGGAAGCUGCCAGUCGCUGGACAGCAGCUCAGACAGCCCCUCAAUGAGGAAGUCUCGCAUGCACAGAGCUAAGAGUUACCCUGAUAAUCGUCAAGAAUGCUCAGACAGGGAGAAUCAUGUAUAUGACAGGGUAGCAGGAAAGGGAGGCACCUUUCCUCGCAGGUACCAUGUUUCCCUGCAUUGUAAGGAUCACAGUGAAGGUCGUCGAACAUUUCCACGCAUUCGUCGUCCCCAUGGGAACCUGUUCACUCUGGUGCCCUCACGGCGAUCACUCAACGGCAGUGAAGAGAGUCUGGGCAGCUGGCAGCUUGUUGAUGCGCAAGGCCGGCUGCGUCCCCAAGAUCGUUCUGUUGCCCACAAAUCGCCCAGUGCUCCACUGACGUGGCGUCGGGGGAAGCUUCUUGGCCAGGGUGCAUUUGGUCGGGUUUACCUGUGUUAUGAUGUGGAUACUGGGAGAGAGCUGGCUGCCAAACAAGUCCAAUUUGAUCCUGACAGUCCUGAGACCAGCAAGGAAGUCAGUGCUUUGGAGUGUGAAAUCCAGCUCCUGAAGAAUCUUCAUCAUGAGCGCAUCGUUCAGUAUUACGGAUGCUUGAGGGACCACAAUGAGAAGACCCUCACUAUUUUCAUGGAGUACAUGCCGGGAGGUUCAGUCAAAGACCAGCUGAAGGCCUACGGGGCCCUGACAGAAAACGUGACCCGAAAGUAUACAAGACAGAUCUUGGAAGGCAUGUCCUAUCUGCACAGCAACAUGAUUGUACACAGAGACAUAAAAGGUGCAAACAUCCUGCGGGAUUCAGCAGGCAACGUGAAGCUUGGAGAUUUUGGUGCCAGCAAGAGGCUUCAGACCAUCUGCAUGUCUGGCACCAGCAUCCGCUCUGUGACCGGCACCCCCUACUGGAUGAGUCCGGAAGUGAUCAGUGGAGAGGGCUAUGGCAGGAAGGCUGAUGUCUGGAGCCUUGGUUGUACAGUCGUUGAGAUGCUCACAGAAAAACCUCCAUGGGCUGAAUAUGAGGCCAUGGCAGCUAUAUUCAAGAUUGCCACUCAACCGACAAAUCCACUGCUUCCUUCGCACACCUCUGACCAUGCAAGAGACUUUGUCCGGUGUAUCUUUGUGGAGGCCAAACACAGGCCCAGUGCCGAGGAGCUGCUCAGGCAUCCCUUCUCCCAGAUUCUGUGCUGAGACCUGCCUGGUUUCUGAACUUUAACCACAGUGUAGUCAGAAAAAAAGCUGCAAGAGUAUCUACAGCUUCCAUAAACCUCUUCCAUAGCAGAAAUUGGACACAGGAGUGAUUCAGAUGCCAACAUUAAUUCGAUUCAGCUUAAGAUUGUCUCAAGAGAUUAGUUGUCUUAUAAGUAAAUCCAAAUCACAGAUUAUUUUUCAUCUCACUGCUUCAACAAUAAUUAUGAAUGUGUUCUCUUAUAAGUGUGUCCACAAGGGGGAAGCACAUAUUAAGUUAUUAAGUUAAUUAAUAAGUAUUUGGUGGGCUUCAGAUACUAAGCAGAUACUCCAUGGGCAUCAUUAUCAAACCAUAGGCGCCAUUUCUGGACACUCCUGUGUUUUCAGUCUCUCCUUGUGUAGUUACACAAAAUACCAAGAAUCCUUAAAAUGUCAGAUAUUUAAAAGUUUAGCUGUGUACCAUUUUAAGCUUCAACAGGCCUAAAGCUCUUUUCUUUUUAAUACAAAAAAGUGAUUUCAAAACUCCAAGUCUUAUUUAAGCUAUCUGAAAGAUUCAGUGUUGAAAAUGGUGACCAUGGAUUUUUUUUUUCUUUAAUAUUUUUGCCUUCUUUUGUCUUUUGGUGCUUUCUGACCUCUCCUUAGACUAACCUUCCUCUUAUUUCUCGGUAUCACAGAUGUUCUCAGCUAAGAAAUUGCAUAAAACGGGGAAAAAAUAAGAAAUUUUGGACUUGUUUUCAGUGAUAUAUGAAAAUAAAGCAGAUGAUGCUAGCGGUUAAAUUUUAUACAAACUAAAAGUGUUUAAUGCAGGUGAGUCCUGUUGCCUUUACCUGUUCAUGUGUAUCUGACCUGAAGAUCUCUGACUAAGAGGUCUUGCCUUAAGGAUCAUCUUAAAUCAGAUGCACUUUUAUGUAUAAAUGAAUGUUAUGGGGUUUUCUUAAAAUUUGUUUUUUUUUCUUAAUGUGAAAAUUCUUUCACUUUUAUUUAUAUCCCCAUGGCAUUCCAAGUAGAUAUUAUAAGGAGAUAUGUAUGUAUAAAUAUAUUUUUUAUAUUUAAACUGUGUCAUAUCAAAUGAUACUUUAAAGACGUAGGGUUUUUAAAUAUUAAAGCAGCUGGUUUUGCAGACACAAUUGAAUCAAGAUUUAUAAAUGAGAAAUGGGUGGAAAACGAACUCUGGCUGCCUGGCUCUUGCUCCAGUGCAGAUUUUUAUUUUAUCUUAUACAUUUAGAGGACAGUAAAACCCUCGCAUUACUCCUUUGCCACCUCCCAAGAAGACUUAGAGAAUGAAAUCUUUAACAGGCAAAGAAAAUCCAGUUAAAGACAUUUUGCAUGUGUUUAAUUUCAGUGUUAUUAGAAAGAUAACUACGGGAUGUAUGUGAGCCAAAGACAAGCAGGAUCCGAGCCAGUGUUGUAUGUCAGAGUCCGCUCUUCUACCCAGAAAACGACUUUGUUUGUCCCAGGGUUCAGACAACAUAUCCAGUAUUAAAUGGCUCUCUGGGCAAAGGCCUUGCUGUUGCCUUAAAGCUAAUACAAGAAACCUUUCUAUGGGGCUGCUACACACUAUAUGCAGCCAGACAGUAUUUAAUAUUGAAAUUGAUGCAGUUAUUAAAAAAGAGACCCUGGGAUAAGCAAACGAUUUCAAGUUAGUUGUUAGAAAUCUAUUAUGUAAAUGUACAAUACUUAUCAUGACAAGACUUGCAGUGCAAAGUCUAAUGUAUCAAAUUUAUUUUACAGCAAGAAAAGAAUAUUAUGUGAUAUAUUUGUAUUUCAUAUCCUCUCUCAAAUCAAAUAAAUUGUUUUGAAAUUUAAA